GAAUUGGGUGUCGAAAAGUCAACAACCACAGGCCUUGUCGCUGCGCAACCGCUGGCCAGGAGAAAGAAGAAGAUGCGGCUUCUAUUUACGGGCUUCAACGCUUUUGGCCAACAUGAAUUUGUUAACGGCAAUGCCGACGACUGCAGUGCCGGCUUUAGGGAAAUAAAUGCACCUUUAUCGGAUAAAAACCAGUGCACGAUUUCGAUUGCCUGGCGGUAUUCGGCCCUCGCUCUUGGCCGGAAGUUGUAUCUGCGUGGCCUGUUGGCCCAAAGUCCCGAAGAGUGCGUGACCCUCGAGGCGGCGGGUGACAUAAAGGCCCUGGCCGCCGGUGAUACCCAUUGCCUGGUGCUACUACACAACGGUCAACUGUACAGAGUAAAGCCUAACUUGAAGGCGGAACUAGUGCCAGUCAGACUGGAGGCUCCACCCCGUUCCAGCUCCAAUUUGGGCACAAAGCGAUCUAUCUUUGGGAUACCCAAGGCACCCGAGCUACCGGCAUCGCCAAUCGUUGAGCACAUUGCCUGCGGAUCGCAUAUAAACGUGGCGGUUAGCUCGGAAAAUGCCGUCUACAGUAUUCCCAGUUGCCUGCAUCAAUUUCCCGGACGACAGUUUCGAGUGGAGCAACUGGAAUGUGGCCACGAGCAUGCCGUGCUCCUCAAUGGCAACGGUGACGUGUUCACCUGGGGAAAUGGUCUCCGCGGACAGUUGGGUCAGGCUGUAUUGAAAGUGGAGGAGGCGCCACUCUUGGUGGAGGCACUGGCGGGGAUCAAGAUAACUCGUAUUGCUGCCGGUGGUUGGCAUAGUGCGGCCAUAUCCGCCUUUGGAGAUCUCUACACCUGGGGCCUAAACUGCAGCGGUCAGCUGGGAGUGCGUGUGAUGAAACCGGGUGGUUUGCUGAAAGAACCCACUGUCUAUCCACUGCCCCAGUUGCAUGAUCUGCCCGAAUGUAGUUGCUCCAUGAAGUCUGCUGAGACCGACGAUGACUGUGCUCCGCUGGGGGUGUUUGCCGGUUCUCGUCACACUCUGGUGAUCCGCCGGUGCGGGGGGCUAUGGGCCACUGGCUGGUGCAGGUACAACCAGUUGGGCAAGCAGCUCCACCUGGAACAGCAGCAGCACAAGAACCUGUCUUAUUUGGAUGUAUUCCAGCCGCUGGAUGGGAUCACUUUGGACGCUAGUUCGGAUCAAGUGCUAUGUGGUCCUUGGUCAACUGUGAUAUUUUCUAAAGAAAUUAGCUAGUUGAUAGGUGCUUUUAAAUAAAUCUAAACUGUGAUAUAUACUAUA
Drosophila serrata is the source of this 1281-nucleotide messenger RNA. RefSeq names its product RCC1 domain-containing protein 1. NCBI's taxonomy places the organism in Eukaryota, Metazoa, Arthropoda, Insecta, Diptera, Drosophilidae. The record is from RefSeq and is a predicted model, not a curated record.